Talaromyces proteolyticus is the source of this 2001-nucleotide messenger RNA. RefSeq names its product carboxyl transferase. Gene Ontology annotation, molecular function: propionyl-CoA carboxylase activity. Bases 88 to 1830 code for a protein of 580 amino acids. The record is from RefSeq and is a predicted model, not a curated record. The transcript is spliced from 3 exons. Lineage: Eukaryota; Fungi; Ascomycota; Eurotiomycetes; Eurotiales; Trichocomaceae.
CUUUUAUGUAUCAUUGAUUCAACACGGCAAAUGUGUGACUAUCUGGUGAAUAUACUAGUAUGACCAGCUUAAAGGUAUAGUAGGGCAAUGGCGAAAUCCAAGCUGGACGACGAAUCGUCCAAAACAGCCGUCCAGCGCCUGGACCAGGUAACAGCACAUGUCGCCGACGAGCAACACCAUAACUCUGCGUCUGGGAUAUCAAAGCGACAAUCAAGCUCGCCAUUGCCGGCAGAUUACUCUGACAUUCUCUCAACCGUAUCAACCCUCAGAACUCUAGCCCGGACGCCUAAUAGUACACAACGAGGUUACGUUCGUCAAAAGCAAGCAGGAAAACUCUGGGUGCGUGAGCGAAUUGAGGAGCUACUCGACCGCGACACAUUCCGCGAGGUCGGUUCGAUAUCUGGGACGGUGAAAUGGGAGACAACAAGUGCCACGCAAGAGCGGCCGGUCAGCUUUACUCCAAGCAACAAUAUCCAGGGCACUGGAAAGCUGCGCGGGCGAGACGUGCUCCUGACAGCAGAUGAUUUCAGUAUUCGCAGCGGCCAUGCAGACGGUGCCACUUCGGGAAAGACGCAGUAUUUGGAGAAAAUGGCUAUUGCGCUGAAACUGCCCGUUGUGAAGCUCGUAGAUGGUAGCUCGGGAGGAGGCAGUGUGACGACGAUUAAGAAAGAAGGCUGGAGUUAUCUUCCAAGUCUUCCACAUUUUCGCUAUGUUGUUGAGCAGUUGAAUAUGGGGAUUCCAAAUAUAGGUGCCGUUCUCGGGCCAGCAAUCGGACUAGGGGCGGCGCGAGUCGUGGCUUGUCAUUUCAGCGUCAUGGCCGCAGAUAUCGGCACUCUCUUCAAUGCUGGGCCAAAAGUUGUCGAAGGGGCGACAUUUGAAGAAGGACUCAGCUUCCAGGAUCUUGGCGGGCCUAUGAUGCAUUGCACCAACGGUACGAUCGAUAAUCUAGCAGCUAACGAAGCCGAAUGCUUUGAGCAAAUCCGGACAAUUCUGGAAUAUCUACCCAAUUCUGGUCUUGACGCGCCGCCCGUGAUCUCAUGUGAGGAUCCUGAGAAUAGAGAAGAUGUUGCAUUACGAUCUAUCAUUCCUCGAAAGCAGGCCCGAAUGUACAACCCCAGAACCAUAAUCAACUCGGUUGUCGAUCGUGGGUCGUGGUUUGAAAUCGGCGGUUUAUGGGGCAAGACUGCUAUCGGUGGUUUGGCCCGUCUAGCAGGUCAUCCGGUUGGAGUCAUUUCGUUAAAUUGUGAAGUUAACGGUGGCGCCCUGGAUGCACACGGAAGUCAAAAGUUGACGCGACUUCUAAAACUAUGCGAUGUGAUGAACAUUCCAGUGUUGCAGUUUGUCGACGUUCCUGGAUACGCUAUCGGAACGAUGGCGGAGAGAACAGCGACUAUGCGCUGGGGCGUAGAACUCACCAAGGCGUAUUUCUCCACCACGGUACCCAUUUUCAGUGUCAUCACACGAAAAGUCUUCGGUGUUGCUGGUGGGGUCAUGCUGGGAGCACGAGAUCCUCCCAUGCAAGUGGCCUGGCCCUCUGGACAAUGGGGUUCUCUCCCUCUCGAAGGAGGAAUCGAAGUCGGUCACCGCCACGAGCUGCGCGAGGCUGAGAAAGUGGGACGAAAGGAGGAGAUGUAUCGGGCUUUGGAUACUGAAUAUCGGCGACUGAUGAAUCCCGUCAGAACAGCCAAUGCUUUUGGGGUCGAAGAGAUUAUAGACCCCAAAGACACGCGGGCAGUGUGUUGUGUAUGGGUGAAACACAUGUAUGGAGCUGCGAUGAGGGAGCGGCUGGCGCAGCGUGCGAGUGGAAGAGUGCAGCCUUCUUUUGCGUGACCAUACAUCAAUUAAUGUUCGAGUAUCCAUCAAUUUCUCUAAUCGAUGCCCGUGCACAGCCAUAUGUCUCAUGCAUGUCUACACGUGUAAUAUAGUAUAUAUCGAUUGCUAAUAUAGGAGACAUAAUGCGGCUUGUCUUGGCAGGGUUUGAUAUUAUUAAGCAGCUGUGAG